Messenger RNA from Achroia grisella, 753 nucleotides. RefSeq lists its product as uncharacterized. NCBI's taxonomy places the organism in Eukaryota, Metazoa, Arthropoda, Insecta, Lepidoptera, Pyralidae. The coding region runs from base 1 to 753 and encodes 250 amino acids. The record is from RefSeq and is a predicted model, not a curated record. The transcript is spliced from 2 exons.
AUGGAACAGGACGAUAUAUUGACGCUCCUAGUAUGGAGCUCGACGCCAUCCGCGACGGCGACGUCCCCUCUCCCAUCCCCCGGUCUCCUCAGACGAGGACGAUUUUAUUCUUGUUGGCAACAAGCGUGCCAAGAAGAAGGGCUCCAGCCAGCCAAAACAAAGCGUGCCCAUGACGGCACCGCUAAAACCGCCCCCGGUUUAGCCCCGCCCCCGUCAUCAUCCAGGACAAAAAGGCGCCUCGCAAGCGUACCUACCCCGGACAAUGCCACCGUUGUCAGAACUACGGGCACUCUGCCCGUAAUUCGCUCGCCCACGGUGCGUCAAGUGCCUAGGCGAUUUGCGGCCAUAGGCCCAACACCCCCACGCCCCCAGUUGUGCCUCACAGAGGGUCAACCGUGCCUUACCGCGGUUGCUCGCGCGCCCCGCGUCCCGCCAAAAAGAAGGCCACCCACACCCAACCGUGCUCCGGCACGUGCCCCCGCCAAGGCUCAAACACAACCCGAGCCACUCUUACCCGCUCCUCUGCGUCCUAACAAUGCCUGGAUUAAACCCCAGGCGAUUGUAAGCGUAGCACCCAACCCGCCCGCCCAGAAAGCCCCGCCCGCCCAGUCGGCCCCGCCCGCCCAAUCGGCCCCGCCCAUGCCCAUACACAAACCCGUCCCCAAAACACUGCCCGCGGCCCCCAGUUGGGCCAACGGCAGCUCCCUCGCGCAGGACUUCGCAUUGGUCGCUCGCCAGCACCAUCGACCCUAA